Rhinocladiella mackenziei CBS 650.93 is the source of this 1617-nucleotide messenger RNA. RefSeq lists its product as uncharacterized. Gene Ontology annotation, molecular function: DNA-binding transcription factor activity. Lineage: Eukaryota; Fungi; Ascomycota; Eurotiomycetes; Chaetothyriales; Herpotrichiellaceae. The record is from RefSeq and is a predicted model, not a curated record. The transcript has 4 exons. Gene Ontology annotation, biological process: regulation of DNA-templated transcription. The coding region runs from base 1 to 1617 and encodes 538 amino acids.
AUGAGUUCUCAACUUUCGCACUCGUUUGAGCCCGCCGUAGACAGCCCCGGGUUAAGAUCUCGAAACUCGGGAGGGAAGAAAGGUAGUAUUGCAGCAGAGAAACGAAAAUUACGCAAUCGGCUCUCUCAACAAGCAUUCCGCGCACGGCAAAACUGGGAACUCAACGAAUUGAAGCAGCGCCUGAAGCAGUUCAGCGACUCAGAGAGUGCUCGCAACAAGAGACUUGCAGAGGAGAAUGAAGUGCUACGCCAACGGCUAUGGCAGUGUGAGAAGAGGUUGAAAAGUCUCCAGGCGACGUUAAAGAGUAUCGUGGACUCAAUGACAGGGGAUCGAGAGAGUAAAUUUGUUGGGGAUGAAAACAACAGCAACGCCUCGUUGUCAUCAUCUUCUGCAAACGACAAUGACAGAAGUUUCCAAAACCUUGACACGGACUUCGAGUGUGGAGAGCCCGUCGACAUGGCCAUGACGGUCGAUUACAACAUUCCUCGUAUCCAAUCCGGCACCAUUGCGGAAGAUAUGCCGUUUGCCUCCUCUGUGGAUCAGAAUUCAGGCGUCGUCAACGGUUACAAUGUCAUACCUCCAAUAGAGACAUAUCCCUCAGAGCGGACUCUUCAGAUGCUAUCAACGAACGACAUGUUUGAAGAGACCGACGGGCAAUUGGCACUGCCAGACCGUGGACUCUCAAUUUCGUUCGAGCCGGCUUUGACGCCAUUUUCUCGAGGUGCGGCUGCAUUUCCUCUCUGCCGCAAUCUCCAGCUGAUGAAUCUAUCGAAAUAUUCGGAACACAUUGAAGCGUACGAAAGGUGCGUGAUGACUGGUUGCUUUAAAGGACAGUUUCAGCCCGGAUUUCAACAGCCUCAUUCGAAUCAUCUCCCGCGUCGUCUCGACAUUCGUCAGACUCGCCUGGCAAGGUAUGGAACCAUGGUUCAAAUACACCAAUGGCAGCGAGACAGUGGCCAAACUGACAGCAUGGCGGCUGUUCCCCACCCAGCCAUAAUCGACUGGUGCGUCUUCCCUUUCUUACGAGACAAUUUGAUCCAAUACCACUCUUCUGACCCAUCUCUGGACGAAAUUUGCGGUCACAUUGGCAAAGCGUACGUGGUGCAGGCGGACUUGUCGGAGCUGGUCGCCAACGCAGAGCCCUUAUCUGUGAAUUUCAGUGUGCUUGACAUCGUUACCGGGUUGGAAAAAAAUCCCACAUUGCUUUCGUUAUCCCGAUUAUCCGACGCCAUGCAGGCUGAAAGUAAUAACACCAUCCAGCAGACCGCGAGGACAAAGAUCCACCUUCCCGCUCCCAAUCUAUACGCACUACUACACGCGCGCGAAUAUACCUGGGAAUUAUACCGGCACCUCAAGAUUGCCGAGGGCGGCGACCGCUUCCGACUCGACGGGAAUUUCUUUGUCAAGUACCCUCAUCUCUACGAGCCUGAGGUAGAUGCGUGCUACAUCGCCCACGGUGUGCCCUUGCGGUCAUGUAAUAAAGUCACCUGGCCUUGUCUGUUGCCUUUGGACAAUGCGGUCGUGAACAGUGAUUUUGACUGUGUAACUUCGAGGGCAAAUUUGGCGUGUCGGGCGCAGGUAGAGGCUGUUCAAGGAAUUGCGGGCUUCGUGAAUUAG